This is a messenger RNA of Dreissena polymorpha, 822 nucleotides long. RefSeq lists its product as uncharacterized. The coding region runs from base 1 to 822 and encodes 273 amino acids. The transcript is spliced from 4 exons. The record is from RefSeq and is a predicted model, not a curated record. Lineage: Eukaryota; Metazoa; Mollusca; Bivalvia; Myida; Dreissenidae.
AUGACUAGUAUCGAUGCGGCAUUCGCUGAACAAGGCACUGGGCCAUACAGUCUGGCCUUAAAGGUCAAGAUUGUUGCAGUGAAGCUAGCAGAAGUAUACUGGAAGGAUGGGGAAGAGAAGAGAGUGAUGCUCUUUGCCAUGAGUGACGGCAACACCACUGCAAAAGGGAUCUGCUAUGACGCAGCAAAGUUUUGCAAUGUGCAGGUGGGCAACACUUUGAUUGUGCGUAACACCAUUCGCAGAACCGAGGAUGAGGGAAGAGUGCUGAUAUUGACGAGCGCGUCAAAGGUGCUCAUGUCGGCACCUCUACAGGUUCCUCCACCACAUGUGCAGGAUGGUGAGAGGCUCCUCAAUCCACCACCGGAAGACGAACCGAGAGAGGUGCCGGUACAGGCUGGAAUGGUCCCCAUAAAGACCAUCACUGUCCAGGAUGACAGUUCAAAGACGCAGGUCACUCUUUGGCGUGAUGCAGUACAAUCAGACGUAAGGCCUGGUGACCACGUGACGAUCACCGAUCUGAUCGUCAACAGUUACAAAAAUGUCCUGUCACUCUCCACAACUACGAGGUCCAAAAUCCAAAAAACGGAUGCUACCCUUGUACAAUCGAUUGUCUCUGUGGAGGCAAUUGGUGUGAGCGACGGAGUGGCAGAAUGUUUGUGUGAGACCGGGGAAAUCAUAAACAUGCCUGCCGAACUUCUCCAGCAGGCAUUAGAGGAGGAUGGACUGCUCAUGCCUGACAUCGAGAUUGCCUCUGCAACUGGACCAAUUAACCUGCAGUUGGUCUCCAAGAGCUCAGAAGUCGUGAGCGUCAUAACAUUGUAG